AUGACGGAGUACGACAAAUAUGCUGAACAGCUGAGGCAUCCAGACAACCCAAUCGUAUUCAUUGAAGUUACGGCGGGUGGAGCUCCAAUCGGCACUAUCGUAGUACGUCCAAUUAUAGACAUUUAUUUUUAUCCAGCUCUUUCUCAAAAUGUUACCAAGUAAAGUUAAGAUGGAACUCUAUGCGGAUGUUACUCCUAGAACGGCGGAAAAUUUCCGUCAGUUUUGCACCGGUGAAUACCGAAAAGACGGCGUUCCGAAUGGAUACAAAAACAGCACUUUUCACCGGGUCAUCAAAGACUUCAUGAUUCAAGGCGGUGAUUUUGUGAAUGUGAGUGUUUUGAUCUUUUUUUUUUCAACUUCUGAACUUUUCAGGGAGAUGGGACAGGAUUGAUGAGCAUAUAUGGGGCGAAAUUCCGCGACGAAAAUUUUGAUUUGAAGCACACUGGCCCAGGAAUACUCUCGAUGGUUUGGUUCAUUAAUUAUUCUGGUUAACAGUGUAUUUUUUAGGCCAAUGCAGGACCAGAUACGAAUGGCUGCCAAUUUUUCAUAACUUGCGCAAAGACAGACUUUUUGGAUAACAAGCAUGUCGUUUUCGGUGAGUUAUUAGAGUUUAUCGCUUGGUUUAUUUACAAGUGAAAAAGUUUUUCAUGGGUAAUGACUUUUUUGGUGAACGUAGAAGGAGGCGUAAUCGUUGUAGUUGUGGAAAAUAUGUCCGUUGUCCGUUUUCCAUCCCAUAUUCCUGAAUUUAAUCAUCAUCAAGGCAUGUUUCACAGAAUUUUUUCUAGGAAUUUUUUUUCAGUCUGAAUUUUUCUCUUGAUAAAAGGAUUCUUCAAUAAAACGCUUUUUUUCAGCUACUUCAGCUUUCAAUAAUAGUUUCGAUCCGCAGAACCAAGUUUAUGAAACACUCAUCGAAAUUUAAAUACAGAAAAGUUAGCCUAGAAUUCUUAUUUAGAAGCGUUAAUGUCGGUAGUUUUCAAAAACUGAAACUUUCACAUUUUUCGAAUUAUCUAUAAAUUUCAAAUUUUCACAUUCUCACCUUUUUUCCAGCGCUUCUCUUGUCUAUAUAUUUUUUUCUUACAAAAAAAUUGAGUAAGGAAAAAGGAAAAAGAGGGGGAGAGAGUGAAAAUGAAAACAGAUUUUCCCUGGGCUACAAGUUUCGAACGAAACAUUUUCGAGUUUUUUUCCGGGAAAGUUUUUCUCUGUAAUUUUUCUGUUGGAAAUAACCUGUAAAAGUCGUAUUGGGAGGGUGGGAUGGCAGUAGUGGUGGUCCAAGCGGCGAAAGGAUUGGCGAAGCCGUAGUUCUGCUGCAAGAACGGGACGAGCGUCUGACCCGUCACUGUCAGUACGAAAGUCGAAAAUAAGAAAGUCUUGAAUAGAGAUUGCAACAUUAUCUUGGAUUAUCACCUUGUUUCGGCUUCUGUGAAUGCCUUUUAUUGGGUCGAAGCUGGUUUGUAACAAGAGACCACGUUCCUGGAAAUAUAUAUCUCGGCGUGACCGGUCAAACAAGACCGUGACGCCAAUCUCUUUUUGGUCUUGUUUUUUUUAUACCUCAGAUUUAGGAUUCGGCUAGGGCCAUAAUAAACUUUCGUUCCAAUAGAAGACAGUAUUUGACUUGAUUGUGAUUGUUAACUUCCUUUACGCGCAAUUUUUUACGAGAGAAUAUUGAGAGGAAUCAAAUUUAAAUUGGUUUUCGAAAAAGUUAUACAAAUUCUACAGCAUCACAUUAAAAGGAAACUUUUUGCAUGUUCUUCACCAGAUUAUUGCUACCUUUUUGUAGUUUUCAUAGCUAUUCCAGAGUUCCGCAAACCAAACUGUAGUUCUAGCAAGUACUCAUUUUAAAACAGUAUGAUCAUGCUGAAGCUAUAAAGCAUAGUUAUUCACAAAUUUAUUCCUAAAUUUUUUGCUGAUCAAACGAUAAGAUAGUAUUGGACAUGAAUAACAGGAAAGUUUUCAGGCCGAGUUUUGGACGGAAUGCUGGCCGUGAGGAAGAUUGAGAACGUUCCCACAGGCGCAAAUAACAAACCGAAGCUGCCGAUCGUUAUUGUUCAAAGCGGACAAUUGUGAUAUCUUUUCAAUUUUCGAUCUUUUCCAUCCUAUCUCAUUCCUUCACGGUUGUAAUUUUGUUGACUUUUCAUUAUAAAACUUUGAUUUUUUGCUUUGAAUCUAUUGAUCAUUUCGUCAGUUUUUCAAUCUGAAAAUAUCGCGUAAGACCGGUUUUUUCUCCAUGCUGUAUGAUUUUCAGCCCUUUGAUGGCGACGAUCAGAGGGAAUUUUCCGACUGAACAACGCGAGUUCAAAUUUAAGGUGGACUGAAUACAUUAGACAUAUAUCUGUUUGGUUUAGGUGGUUUUGUUGGGAGAAGGCGCGGUCGGCAAAUCUUCGUUGAUUAUGAGAUAUUGCGAGAAUAAGUACAGUUCCAAGCAUCUGUCGACUAUUCAAGUAGGAUUUUGAGUGUGUAUGACCCCAGUUUAUCAGGAAAUUCAGGCUUCGUUCCAAAAGAAAACGCUUGAGAUUGAGAACUUUUCGGUCGAGUUGAAUAUUUGGGACACUGCCGGCCAGGAAAAAUACCACGCUCUGGGGCCUAUUUACUACAGGUUUUUUGAAGUAUUGAGAAGAACUCGUGUGAGGUAAUUCUCUUUGCAGAGGGAGUAAUGGAGUUCUUCUGAUUUACGACAUCACCGAUCAGAGAUCUUUUGACAAGGCAUUUUAUCUUUUUAUUUAUCAAAACCAAGCUUUAUCAAGGUAAAAAUGUGGGUGCGAGAGCUCCGGACGAUGCUCGGAAGCGAGGUGGAGCUGAUCAUCGUCGGCAACAAGUUGGACCUGGACAGGCAACGAAACGUGGAAAGAACCGUCGCCGAAGAGUUUUCUUUUCCGUAAAGUCACCAAAAAAGUCUAAAUGCUUCAAGGUUUGCUGAAUCGGUAGGCGCUCAGUACGCAGAGACGUCGGCCAAGGAGAAUCUUGGCAUUGCUCAAGUUUUUGAGCAGUUGUCAGAAAGUUUUUGUCUGUUAAAGCUCUAAGGAAGCAUUUCGGGGUUCAGAAAUGAUCGCCGCGGCUCAGGAGGCGGCGAGAAACGCUCCGGUCGCCGGUAGGAGAACCAUUGAACUCGUCGACGACGAGGAGGUACAACGGAGGUCCAAGUGCUGUUGA
Messenger RNA from Caenorhabditis auriculariae, 3147 nucleotides. Lineage: Eukaryota; Metazoa; Nematoda; Chromadorea; Rhabditida; Rhabditidae. The record is from the annotation of a GenBank genome assembly.